Trypanosoma theileri is the source of this 1584-nucleotide messenger RNA. RefSeq lists its product as uncharacterized. The transcript has a single exon. The coding region runs from base 1 to 1584 and encodes 527 amino acids. NCBI's taxonomy places the organism in Eukaryota, Euglenozoa, Kinetoplastea, Trypanosomatida, Trypanosomatidae. The record is from RefSeq and is a predicted model, not a curated record.
AUGCUUGACGCUACUAGUACAACAACAACCGUAACAAAUGGUGUUGAUCGGUUGGCCUUCACCCGCGACGAUGCGACAAUGCUGGAUCGAUGGAUCGAUGAUGUUUGCGGUGAAGAAUUGCAGUUCCCGGCCCACAGACGAAGUCAAUUCGAGACGUAUAAACGACAUAUGCGACAAUUACGGUCAGAGGCUGGACAGACAUUCUUCCGCAAUGCAACACGCUCAGGCACACGAGAGAUUUUGGCUCUUCAGAACAUGAUAGCAGCAUUAAAACAAUUGAAAGAGAGAGAUAGUUUACAGCGGGUGAUGCUGCAGAAAGAGAUUGAAUCCACAGAGCGUGUCUUGGAGGAGAUGCAUACCGUGUUAGUACACGAAACCGCAACAUUAUUACCACCACUACCACCACCACCACUGCCGCCAUCGUCUGGAAAUUCCUAUGGACCAUACCAAACGAUGGAUGCCGAAUCUCUGGAAAACACGGCCGCCUAUGAAAGCCAUAGAAAACUUGCGGAGCGAUAUAUACAAGAUCUCGAGCGUCAGCGACAAACAAACCGCGAGCAGUUGGAGCAACAUCGGAUGCGUUACAAGACGUUAUUGGAUCAAGGUGAACAGUUGCAAUUGGAAGUGAAUGCACUACAAGAAACGGAAAAGACCGUUGUGGAACGCUUUGAUGAGGUUAACAAGGAACUUGAGGCCGAACGUGCUUUGCUGGAAAAGGAAAAAGCAGCAUGGGAAGAACGGCAACGUCUGCCACUCUAUAUAUUCGGAGAGGAGAACAGUGAGAUAUCUGCUAUGAAUACUUUGGGGGAAAAUGAACAAGAUAAAACUGCUGCUCUUCGUGAUCUACGCCUGACCCUUACAAAUGCUCAUAAUGAACUCACACAAGCACAAACUGCUCUGGAUAACGCAGAAAGUUCUCACACCGUACGGUUUCGCCAGUCACGACAGCGAUUAAAAGAUUGGCAAGAUAUGGUGGAGCACAUGCGACGUACAUACGAUCAACUUUCUGCUCGGACGGGUGUAAUUGGAAAAGUGGUUGAAACUAACGCAUCCCGAUUGCAGGAAGAGAGUGGGAAUAGUUACCUAGAGCAACUGCGAAAACUUAAUCAGCUUCUUAUUGAAAAAACAGCCACAACACUUGGAUUUCAUAAAGAAGAAGAAGAAGAGGAGGAAAAUGCAGGUAAUGGUGUGGGUGCUGAGGUGCGAGAACUCUUCGUGAACCAAAUGCAGACAACACCAUCUGUCUCUACUACAGAUGACAUUGGUCUCCAUGCUACAACGCCACGACGUCUUCCAUCCCUCUCUUCUACAUCUACAACAACAAUGGGUUCUUCAGUUAGCUCACCCAUAGAAAUGCAUAGUACAACUGGCAUAAAAUCCCAAACACCAGCAAAUAAGCGUCGUCGACAUCGGCGGCCAUAUGCCCUUUUAACGUAUUUACAUCGAUGGGAGGCCGCAAUUACAUCUGAAACUUCUCUUUUUCUUUCCUUGUGUGAAAAAGGAAUAGGAUCGACAGCUUCACCACCAUCAUCCACACCACAAGAAACUAUACAACAGAUACGUAAAACCCUUCUUAUGGCAUAA